This is a messenger RNA of Daucus carota subsp. sativus, 1583 nucleotides long. RefSeq lists its product as uncharacterized. Gene Ontology annotation, molecular function: zinc ion binding; nucleic acid binding. The coding region runs from base 60 to 1583 and encodes 507 amino acids. Lineage: Eukaryota; Viridiplantae; Streptophyta; Magnoliopsida; Apiales; Apiaceae. The transcript is spliced from 2 exons. The record is from RefSeq and is a predicted model, not a curated record.
AUAUAUAUUUAUAAUCACUUGAACAUAAUUUAAUAAACAUCUGUAGACUAAUUUAUCUUAUGCAUUUGAAAUAUUGUAGAUAUCCAAUGGCAAAUAAUUCAAACAACUUCUCUGUACGAUCAGUCCUUGAGAAGGACAAGCUGACAGGAACCAACUUCCUUGACUGGCAAAGGAAUUUGAGGAUUGUCCUCAAACAAGAGCGCAAGCUCUAUGUCAUAGAUAUUCCUCGCCCUACACCUCUCGCUGAAGGAUCAACCCGUGCUCAGCAUACUGCUUAUCAGAAGCAUAUCGAUGAUGACACGGAUGUUCAAUGUCUCAUGUUAGCGACCAUGAGUGCUGAACUUCAGAAACAACAUGAGAAUAUGGAUUCUUAUGAUAUGAUUGAGCACCUUAAGCGUAUGUUUGAGGGACAGGCUCGUCAGGAGAGGUUUGAUACUUUCAAAUCUUUGAAUGCUUGUAAGCAGGGUGAACGUGAUCCGGUAGGACCGCAUGUUCUGAAGAUGAUAGGGUAUAUUGAUUAUCUUGAAAAAUUGGGUGCCCCGAUUGGUCCUGAGCACCAAAUUGAUCUGAUCUUGCAAUCUCUAAACAAUAACUAUUCUCAGUUUGUAAUGAAUUACAAUAUGAAUGAGAUAAACAAGAACCCCGCCGAAUUGUUGGCAAUGUUGAAAACUGCUGAAACCAACAUUCAGAAGGCGUCCCCUACUCCCAUAUUGAUGGUGAAUAAGGGGAAGGCCAAAGGAAAGGGUAAAUGGAAAGGCAAGAAGAAGAUGGGAUCUAAUUCUAAUGCCAAUCCGAAACCUGGUCCAACUAAGGCCUUGAAGCCGAAAGGUGGUGUUCAGAAGGAGGGUGAUUGUCAUUAUUGCAAGAAACCAGGUCAUUGGAAGAGGAACUGUCAUGCUUAUUUGGAGGAUCUGAAGAAGAAGAAGGCUGCUGCCGCUUCUGAUUCAGGUCUUGCUCGACUUGCUAGUGUUGUUGGUGAACCAAUUGGAGCAGAUGCGCAAACUUCAAAGUUAGAAUUGUUGCCUUUUGCUAAAAUGCAAGUGAAAUAUCGAUUAGGCGAUCCUCUGCCUAAUGACUUUCAGGUUGUGGUUCUUGAUCCUGUGACUGAGGUUCAUUCUUUGGCUAAAGUAACAGUUACAUAUCCUUCUCGACCUUUAUCAUGUUCUGGAUGUAAGUCCUUGGGUCACUCUAUUUCGGCCUGUCCUAGUACUACUCGUAUUUGGAAAGUGAAGGAAAAGUCUGUGGAAAAUGUUGAACCCAGUGCUCCUUCUGGACCUGUGCUCUCUAGCUCAGUACCUUCAAUUCCUGAGGCUGCAGCCCCUAGUGUUCUUCCGUCUGGUUCUGAAGAUGGUUGGACAGAUGUUAAGAGAAAGAAACCUGGGAAUCUUUCUGAUUUUGAAGCCUCUCCAUCUCCUCCAGUCACUUUUAAGAAUCUUAAAGUUGUUGAUGAAAUUGCGGCUAAACAUCGACCUUCUAUCUCUGGUAAUGUAGUUGACUCUAAGAGCAGCCCGAAGAGACUCACUAAAUCGCAGAAGAAGAAGCUUAAAGCUUCUUUGGGGGCUUCUUCCCCUUCUCUAUCUUAA